This is a messenger RNA of Cladocopium goreaui, 8129 nucleotides long. NCBI's taxonomy places the organism in Eukaryota, Dinophyceae, Suessiales, Symbiodiniaceae. The record is from the annotation of a GenBank genome assembly.
GUGGUUCACAAGGUGGUUCAAAUGAUGAGAGGUCAGAUACCGUUCCUGCCACUGUUCGAGCUGUGCACUUGUUCCAGUGUCCUGUACUCAUCAUUGAAAAUGUGACCCAAGCACGCACCAACCAGUUUGUCCGGGCCUGUUUGAAGCAACUUGAGACGGUUCUUGGGUACCAUGUUUCUGAGCUGACGUUGAAGUUGGAGGACAACUGGUGUGCUAGGCGUCACAGGUGGUGGUUUGUGGCUGUUCACCCUGCCUUUGGACCUGUCACUCUCACUGAUUGGCCGAAAAGUCCAAGUCUGACGAUCCGUGAUGUCAUGCCCUUCAUCAAGUCGUGGCCCAUUGAGGACUUGGAACAACUCAGGUUGUCACCCCGUGAGGCUGAUCGUUUCAUGAUGGAUGGAUCGUCACUGAGGAAAUACAUGAUUCAGACCGAAGGCAAGUUGCCGACCAGCCUUCACUCGUGUGGAAGUCAGGCAGGUGAGUGUCCUUGCGGUUGCCGUAAAGCCUUUAGUGAUCAGUUGCUACGUCAGAGAGGAGUGUAUGCCCAGUUGAUCCAACUUCACUCGGCCGAUGGUGGAAUUGGAUACAGGCACUUGCACCCGAUCGAGCUGUCCUUGCUCAAUGCCAUGAUUCCACCUGAGUCUUGGAUGUCUCGUGACAGACCAUGCCUUCGACUUUGUUUGAGUGCCAUAGGCCAACUUGCCUCGCCUUUGCAGUCGGUUUGGGUUGGGUCAUGCCUCAUGCAGCAGUUGUGUCAAGUUUUGGAAGUGCCAGCGGUUGCACCGAUUGAAAGCCUGUACACUUUCAAAUCCCAGUUGCGUGCCUUUGCCAAGGACCUUUUUCCAGAUGUUGCAUCAGGACCUAGCCCAGCGGUGUGGACGACCUUGGUGUAUCCUGACAACACUAAGGUUCAUGUUCAGGUGCAGCCGGAAACGACCGUCAUUGAGCUUUUUCAGGCAGAAAUGGCAUUGUCACGUGAGGUCACUUCUGAUCAGUGGAUUGAUGCCUCGACUGGACAGCAGCUGGAUUACUUCACAUGUGUUGCAGGCCUUGAGAUUUGUGUGAAAGGUUCUGGACCCGACUUGUCGAAUCCUUCUGGACUUCCCUCUUGGACUUCCUCUGUUCAGCCCAUCCCUGUGGUUUUUGAUGACCCUGAGCAAGAAGAUGAUCUCAUGUCGACUUCCGGUCCUUCCAGUGUCCCACAUGUAGCGGUGCCUUCCAGCGUGCCCCUUGGUGUCCCAGAUGUGUCGGUCAGUGGCAGUGCUGUUGAUUCUGUGCACGAGCAUCGUGUUGAUCCAGGCCAUGUCAUGGACACACUGCAUGGAUUGCGCAGUUUGACUGGACACCAGCUUGCUGACUUGGUUCCCCCAUUGGUUCCGGAUGUGUCUUCUUGUCUGAUGUUUCGCCGUGAAAUGGUCAACUUGGAAUCUCGGCUUGAGGUGUUAUCUCAUGAGGGACUUGCCAUGGGUGAUGAUGAGCUCAAUAUACACCUCAAAGCAUGUGUCAAAUUAUGCGGCAGACCCGAAGUCCAAUACCUCGACCCGUUGUUGGCUAGCAGUUGGCUUCAAGGUGGCUCCACCGAUGCUGUUCGUGAAUGGUUGGCCCAAUUCCCCGACCUGACUACCAUUGUCACGGUAGUGUCUGCCAAGGGUCAUUGGCUUCCAAUUGUUUGGACUGCUGGAAUUUCUGAUGUCCAAGUUGCGCUGUGGGAACAUGUUGAAGUCGAUGUGGAUUUCUUGAACCCCCUCCAUGGACUUGUCAGCUCUUCGUGGGGUCGUCCCAUGUUUGGUCUUGCCUGCACUCGGCGUUCCUUUGCCCGUGGGCUUUGUGGUGCUGCUGCAGUGGCGUUUGUGUCUCAUCGUCUUCUUGGCCAUGACCUGCCCAGCUCAUAUGAUGCCUUGUUGCUCCUGCACCAGGAACAGCCAGGUAAGCCCAAGAAAGCCGCCGCGGCUAACAAGUUUGCACCCACUCGGCCUGCUGAACUAGACCCGUCAAAGCUUCUUCUUGAAACUGGGGCCUUUUGUGUCGGACAUGAUGAGCCAGUUAGCCAGGUGUCGUUUGCCACAUUAGGUCCUCUUGCAUCCGGCAUCGCCUUGGCCACUUAUCCAGAUGCCCUUCCCUUUUUGCAGGCAGGCAAGUUGCUCACCAACCAUGGCUUGGCUUUGAUGGUUUUGAAUCCACCGAGUGAGGUCCAGACCACUUUGAUCACAGCCACUGUCCGUUUUGCCGCUCGAUGCAGCAUGAAUCAGGAGCCAAUGAUCGUCACUGGAUUGCUGGUUCAGCUUGGCAAGACUUGUGUAUACCAAUACACCGCCAAAGACACACCAGCUGUCAUUGCCACUGAUGUUGCCUUUGCCCGUGUCACUGUCUUUAAAGAUCAGUGGGAGCAUGACUGGGAAGAGUUUGCCAGCCGCCCUGUCAAGCAUGUCCUGUCAGUCCUGCAGUGUCUCCAGACGUGCCGCAAUGGCAUUGAUUGCAGUUGCCCUGGUUGGCAUCCGGGACAGGACCAAUCGCCAGAUGCUGUCUUGGAUGUGUUCCGAAGACAAUACUACAAUGACUCAGGCAGGCCUGUCAAGUGGGACAAAGCCACCCAUUUUGCUGUUUUCAUCAGGUAUGUCAAGUGUCUGGAGUCCCAUGUUCUUGCCGCAAGCGGCCAGCACGGUGUUUACAUCGAACCCAAGACUGAGGAUGCACUUAAGCCGCAUGGUGAGUAUCAGGUGGUGUGGUUGCCUCAGAUGGACUUUCAGGCGGUGUCCCAUAAGGCCAAGUGUGAAGUGGAUUGCCUUGGACUUGCUCGCACAGGUCAACGCUAUGGGCUCCGGGUUCAUGUCAAGGACUUCCAACGGCUGUUCACUCAGGUCAAACCAGAUGCAGUUUACUUAGCUCCAGGACACAGAACCAUGUACCACUGUGGCCCAUGGCCUUUUGGUAGUGACCGCAAAAGCAUUGCAAGAAUCCUGCGAGCCAGCCAUUGGGAAUGCCGACCACUGCAGCCAGUCCAACACGUGCCAGGUGGUUUGAUGUGGUCCGUCCAAGCUGUGACUGAGCCUCCCGUCAGGGUUUUGUCUUUGCAGCAUGGUCAGGUCGUCAUCACGUGCCCUGACCUGAAAUCCCCAGUGCCUGAUGUUGAAGCCCAAGUUGUAGGUCAUGCUGCCACUGUGAACCUGUGCCGACCGUCCGAGGCUGCUUGUUCAGACCCGUGGUUGACCAGUGACCCAUGGUCGAAAGCGGUUAGUGCUGCUCCGACACUGCCUGCAGGGCCCCCUGCCCAACCGGUCUUGCAAGAACUGGAGCAGCGCAUUGAACAAAGUAUUCUUGCAAAGCUGCCCCCAUCAGACAAGAUGGACAUCGAUGACCAGGAUCAUCGGUUGCAACUGCUCGAAGCCCAGGUGCAGCAGUUGAGCCAUAGACAGGCCAGCUUGGAGACCACUGUCCAAGACAAUCACCAACAGAACACGGCCCAGGUUCAGACCUUGCAGCAGCAGAUGAAGGUUCAGAUGGACUUGCAGACGCAUCAGAUGCAGUCGGUGACCCCGGGGCGACCUCGCUCCAUUUGGGCCUUUUUGCGAUUAGUUUUAGUUUUGAUGAUGUGCCGCAUUGGUGAAGCUCGAGUUCCCGGCCCUGACUCCGACACAUGGACACUUGGGAUUGUCAAUCCCUCGGGAUUGCAGGGGAAAUACCAUGUGCUGGAUAGCGUCAAUGCUGAAGUGCUAGCCAUUAGCGAGACACACUUGUCUGCCCAGGCCAAACGUGGGUUGGCUUACUCUUUUCGGUCUCACAAGUCACGGUUCAAACAUGUUCUGACAGGAGCACCCAUGGCUCCUAGAUCGCUCUCCAGUGAUGCCGGACAAUGGGCUGGGGUGGCCUUUGCCUCAGCCUAUCCUUGUCGCACAAUUGCAGCUCCUUGGCCUAGUGACCUGUAUGAAACUGGGCGCAUUCAGUUUGCAGCUUUUCACACCCCAUCGGAUUGGAUUUCUGGGGCUGUGAUUUAUGGCUACCCUGAAGGUAAGACCCACACCAAUGCUCAUGCCAAAACUGAAGCCAUUUUGGACUUCGCAUGGACUCGCCUCCAGGCACAGACUGGCCCUCGAUUUAUGGCCGGGGAUUGGAAUUUCACCCCUGAUCAGCUUCAGUUGGUCUCGCACAUGCAAGCAGCUGGGUGGGUUGAAGUGCAAGACCAUGCCAGGUCUCUCACUGGCCAAGCCGUUGUGCCCACUUGCAAACAGACGACCAGGAAAGAUUUCCUUUGGAUGUCGCCUGAGUUGGCCCUUGGAUUUACGGCCCUUCGGAUUGACCCACAGGUUUUUGCUGACCACUCGGUUAUCCUUGCGACCUUUGUUGGGGGGAAAGCACAUCUUGAAAGAUUUGUUUGGCCGUGUCCUCAACCCAUUGCUUGGACUUCCGUGCCUGACCUCCCGACACCUGUUUGUUUUGCAUGCCCGUUGGAUCCCACUGCCCAGUAUGCAGAUCUCUGGCGUCAGAAAGAAGCUCUUGCCGAGGCUGCCCUUGCCCAUGAAUGGAGCCCCGCCAUGGCUGGACGAGGCCAACAGACCAAACCGCGCAGGGUUGUUGGGUGGGCUGACAACCAUGCCGCCAAUCACACCAGUGAUAGUCUUCAUGGAAUUGGACUUUGGAAUUCCAUCCUCCAUGCCUCUGGAUUUGGCGUCUCCUUUUCCAGUUGGUGGCCUUCCCGGUGUUACGUCAGUCCCCUUGACCCUCCGGCCAUUCCCCCGUUUUGUCCCAGUCCCUUGGUUGCCCGGCAAGUUUAUGAUGCUUUGCUUGCUGAUGUCAGGUUGUUGGAGCAAAGAUUGACGAUGGCCAAGAAAGCUCACAGGGUUGCUCACCAUGACCGCGAUCAUCAGUUGGUCUUCCGUGAUGUUGCACGCCCUGCGGCUGCCCCAGUUGAGACCCUUGUUCAUCGCGUUGAGGCCAAAGUUGCGUUUGUGGAUCAGUCCGAGUGUGCCAUUGAAUUGGAUCGUUCUGUCCAUGUCCUGCAUGAUGAGCCUGUCUGGGUUUCAGGGCAAGUGCAUGAUGUUAUACAUGCGGAAGGAGAUAAAGUUUGGGUUCAUGAUGUGACCACUGUCCAAGUCAAUGAUGUCUGUGUUCAAACCAAGCCUGUUGGUGACCUGCAAGCACUUUUUGAUGCUUUCCAUGAACAAUGGAGAUUGCGGUGGUGUCGACAUGAUGGAGUUCCCUUCAGUCGUUGGCAAGAACUUCUGGAUUUUGCCCGCCGGAUCAUUCGUCCCACUGCUGUGCCUCACCUUGCGGUUGACAGUGCUUUGCUCCAGGCUGAAGUUCAUCGGAAAAAGAAAAGAGCCGCAACCGGCCUUGAUGGUGUCAGCAGGAGCGACCUUGUCAUGGCUGACCCUGCCACCCUGGCCAGUCUUACCAAGGUGUACCAGCGGGCUGCCUCCGACCUGUGGCUCCAGUUGCUCACUCAGAUCGAGCAGGCCUAUACCUCCUCGACCGGUUUGGCUGGGAUUUCAGCUGACAUUGAGAAAUGUUUCAACUGCAUCCCUCGGUUUCCUGCACUGUGUCUUGCUGUGUUGGUUGGCACCCCGCAUGAGGUCACCACUGCAUGGAGCGGUGCCCUGGCCAGCAUGUGUCGUCACUUCAAAGUUCGGGAGUCUUUCUCUUCGGGGUUCCUGACUUCUACUGGUCUCGCUGAGGGUUGUGGUUUGUCAGUUUUUGGCAUGCUGCUGGUUGACCACCUUUUCGCUUGCUGGUUGAGGUUCCAAGCCCCUCCUGUGCACUGCCUGACUUAUGUUGAUGAUUGGCAGACCAUCACCCGGGAUGUGGAUUACACCGUGCGCCAGCUUGAGUUGGUUGAGCAGUUUGCUGCCUUGAUCGACCUGACCGUCGAUCGCAAGAAAACCUUCGGUUGGGCUACCUGCCCGGACAUGCGGCGCCUCAUGAGGGACAAAGGCAUUCGGGUUUUACACCAUGCCCGUGAACUUGGGGGUCACAUGGGUAUCUCCAAGCAGUACACCAAUUGUACUGUUGCUCAGCGCAUUGCCGACCUAGGUGACUUCUGGGUCCAACUUCGCUCCAGUAAUGCCAGAUACAAAGCAAAGGUGUACAUGCUCCGUGCUGUUGCUUGGCCGAGAGGCCUUCAUGCCAUCUCCAGUGCUCCCAUCGGAGAUCAAACUUGGCUGGCGUUACGACGUAGUGCGGUCAAGGCGUUGGGCUGGCAACGGCCUGGAGUUAAUCUUGCUGUCCUCCUCAGCCUUGUGGAACCCAUGGUUGACCCUCAAUUUGUUGCCAUUUCAUGGACUUUUCGGUCGCUGCGUGCUCAGUGCCCUUUGGACUUUUGGGCGGUCAAUGCUUCCCCCCUUGCACAUGGGGACUUGGACUUACCCCCCAAUGCUCCAGCUUCCAUUGCCCUUCAACGUGUCCAGGCGUUGGGUUUUCAAGUGGAUCGAGCUGGGUGUGUCAUUGACCAGUUUGGCUCCUUUUGUCUGCAUACGUGCAAUAUCACUGAGGUGGACUUGCGUUUGCAGUGGGCCUGGAAACUCGUGGUCGCUCAGAAAGUUUCCCAUUGUUUGGACUUCAAUGGACUUUGGCAAGUUGAUCUGGCUGCUACCAGAAAGGCGCUUGCUGCGCUUGGGCCUGAUGACCAAGCUUUGUACCGCUUGGGGCUGGCUGGAGGUUUGUACACCGAAAGCUACAAGGCCAAAUGGACUGAUCAGGCCGACUGUUGUCAUUGGUGUGGCCAACCUGAUACCCUCAAGCAUCGUUUUUGGGAAUGCCCUCAACAUGGUGACCUGCGUGCCUCGCUUGCUCCAGAUGUCCUCCCUGUCCUUGACCAGUUGCCACCGGUUAUGUCCUUGAGGGGUUGGGCGUUGUUGCCUCCGACUUGGCACUCCUGGAUUCAGCUCCUUGUGAAUCUGCCGCCGUGUUCUUUGGGGACGUCUGUUGGAUUUGCCAAGGGGGUCUGGAAUCAUGUGUUCACUGAUGGGUCUUGUCUGUUUCAGUCGUGUCCCCUUUAUCGGUGUGCUGCCUGGUCUGCCACUCUUGUCCCAGCUUUCUGCUCAUCAUGGACUCCAGGAGGGACGCAAUUGGUGGGUGCCUCCUACCUGCCAGGUAUUUGCCAGACUGCCUUCAGGGCUGAGUUGUUCGCCGUUGCGUUUACGUUGCACCAAGCAGCUGAACAAGGAGCUCCGGUGAAGAUUUGGACGGAUUGCCUGGGAGUCAUAGCGAAGUACAAUCUGCUGGUCAGAGGCCAUAAGAACCUGAACCCCAACAGAAGUAAUGCUGAUUUGUGGGCGUGGGUACUUCAGUCAGCAGACAGGCUUGGGCGACAGUACAUUGAAUUGUGCAAGGUGCCAGCGCACCGGCCACUUUCUAGCGCUACGACAAGGUUUGAGGCUUGGAUGUUUUUCAACAAUGACAUUGCAGACAGGGCGGCUCGGAUGGCCAAUCAGGCCAGGCCACCUUGUUUCUGGGACAUUUGGGAAGCGCAUGCCCAGGCUACAGGUGUUGCCGCUACGUUGUUUCAGCAGGUACAAGCAUUGCAUUUGGCUGUGGGGAGGCGACAGGUCCAGAGUCAGGUCAGUGAUGAACCCGGCGAUCCUGACCCUGGACCUGUCCGCCAAACCAGAGAGUUUGUGACAGUGUUUGAGCGUGGUAGCUGGAAUGGAUCGUUGUUGCCAAAGGUGACCAGAUUGUAUGGAACAUCAGUCAUGCAGAAGAUCAACAAGUGGUUCUUGGCGCGUUUGGCGCCUUCAGCUGACGUGGUUUGGGUAUCGUUUGCACAGUUGUACCUGGACUUUCAGAUGUCAGUUGGACAGCCUGGUCCUCUUCGUGUUCAGAACCACUGGAUUGACGCUGACCAGAGGCCAUAUUUGGCGGUGGAAACCUUUUCGUUCAAGCAGCGGACCAAAUGGUUCAGACAAUGCCUCAAACAUCUCUGGAAGGAAGCUGCCUUGACAGUUGGGCUGGAGCAGUGUCGACCACGAUCUGUGGCGAUUCAUGCCUUCCUCCCAUCAGCUUCGCUCCCAUGGGACACCCAUGCUCUGGCUGUCGUGGAUGAGUGGCUUGGAGCCCAUCUUCGUGACCCUUGCGCUCGCGAAGCUAGCGCUUUGAACCGUUUGCCUCCACCGACGAAGUGUGGCAGACUGCAAGUCUGA